Paracoccidioides lutzii Pb01 is the source of this 270-nucleotide messenger RNA. RefSeq lists its product as hypothetical. The record is from RefSeq and is a predicted model, not a curated record. The transcript has 2 exons. Bases 1 to 270 code for a protein of 89 amino acids.
AUGAAACGUCCAGAGAAUCUGGCUACGGCAAAUAGCGGGGUGACAAUUGCCAAGAUGGGAGAAGGGUACGCCGAACUUCCACAAGAAGAAGCUGAAUGUGGCAGGCGGGAGCGGCUAGCGAUCCUUGUAACCAACCUUGAGGAAGACAUGCUUUCCUACGUGCCGAUCAUGCACGUCCGACCGGGCAGCGGUACAGGGAGACCAUGGUCAUGUUACAUUUGCGCUUCCUCCCUGCAAAAACACACCGCAGAACUAAGUUUUGCUGAAUAA